AUGCUAGCUUGUGGUAACUAUCAUGGUGUUGUUGGUUUUGCAAAAGCAAAGGGCCCGGCGGUUCCUAUUGCCCUCCAGAAGGCUUAUGAGAAAUGCUUUCAGAAUCUCCAUUACGUAGAACGGCAUGAGGAGCAUACAAUUGCACACGCAGUACAAACAACAUAUAAGAAGACCAAGGUGUAUCUUUGGCCUGCCCCCACUCGAACGGGUAUGAAAGCGGGCAGAACUGUCCAAACUGUUCUAAAUUUAGCUGGUUUCAAGAAUGUAAAGUCAAAGGUUGUUGGCUCCAGGAAUCCUCAUAACACAGUUAAGGCUCUUUUUAAGGCUCUAAAUGCGAUUGAAACUCCCAAAGAUGUUCAAGAGAAGUUUGGACGGACUGUUGUUGAGUCGUACCUGCUGUGA
This is a messenger RNA of Ilex paraguariensis (yerba mate), 402 nucleotides long. NCBI's taxonomy places the organism in Eukaryota, Viridiplantae, Streptophyta, Magnoliopsida, Aquifoliales, Aquifoliaceae. The record is from the annotation of a GenBank genome assembly.